GUUGGAUUGAAAAGCCCGCAUUUGUAAUCUCCUCCUCUGAUUUUCCGUCUAAAUCUCUAAACCCUGAUUUCAUCAUUGUUGUGUUGUACCCCAGUCCAUUUUCAUUGCUUGUUUAGCUUCUUCUUUGUGUUUAGCUGCCUGCAUUCUGCAGCAACUGGGUGACCUUUUAGUUUUUGCAAGCCGGGUCAAUGAAUGGGUGCCCUAGUAGUGUGUAUAGGUAAUAAUAAUAUGUUUGUUAGUCUAAAAUUGGGAUGAGCGUGGCUGCUUAUUAUCCUCUCAAACUCGAAUGACUCUAUGAUCCCAUUUCCAUAUUCAGUUUCACCAUUAUCAUUCGCCAAUCUUUAUCCCCAAACAUUGUUAGCAAUGGAUGUGAGGAGACUGGCGGCUGUCAUUAAACCCAUCUAUAUCUACACCCCAAUCACACGCCCCUUGACCUGCGUGACUUCCUCGUCUCCUAUUCCUUCUCCAGCUGCCCCACAAAUCGAUCCUCAACGGCAGCCUUCUUCUCCGCCUCCCGUGAACCAGAGUUUGCUCGAUGCUCUAUCUUCUAUUCUCUCUAAGCCUUCCCUUGAUUCUUCCAAAUCCAAACAGCUCCUUCCUCUUUUGUCCCCUGCCGAUUUUGAUCGAUUUUUCAUCGCUCUUUCGCCUCGUGCCGAUCCCAAAACCACUCUUAACUUUUUUCACCUUGCUUCCCGUUCUUUUAACUUCCGUUUUACGCUUCGAUCCUACUGUAUUUUGAUUCUUUUGCUUCUUCUUUCAAAUAAUUCUUCCGCUGCUAGGUUGCUUUUGAUUCGUUUGAUUGAUGGGAAGCUGCCACUUUUCUCUCCUAACAGUCCUCCUAGCGUUAAUCACAUUCAGAUUGCUAUUGCAUUGGCGGAUUUGAAUACCUCUUUUAAGGGGGUUGCGGGGGUUGAUUUGUUGCUGCAUAUCUAUUGCACCCAGUUCAAGAAUGUGGGUUUUACUUACGCUACUGAUGUCUUUUUCACACUGGCCGACAAGGGUAUAUUUCCUUCUACCAAGACUUGCAAUUUUUUCUUGAAUUCUUUACUUAAGGCUAAUGAAGUGCAAAAGACGUACCAAGUAUUUGAAACUUUGUCUCGUUUUGUCUCCCUUGAUGUCUACUUGUGUACUACAAUGAUUAAUGGAUUUUGCAAGGGUGGGAGAAUUCAGGACGCCAUGGCUCUGUUCUCUAGAAUGGAAAACUUGGGUAUCUCUCCAAAUGUAGUUACUUAUAAUAAUAUUAUCCACGGAUUAUGCAAGAGUGGCAGACUGGAUGAGGCAUUUCAGAUUAAGCAAAACAUGAUAAAACAGGGUGUUGACCCCAGCCUCAUUACAUAUAGUGUUCUUAUCAAUGGUUUGAUUAAAUUGGAUAAAUUUGAGGAAGCCAAUUCAGUUUUGAAGGAAAUGUCUGAUAAGGGCUUUGCCCCAAAUGAGUUUGUAUAUAAUACAUUAAUUGCUGGCUACUGCAAAAUGGAAAAUAUUGAUGAGGCACUUAGGAUAAAGCAUCAAAUGUUAUCCAAUGGGAUGAAGCCCAACUCUGUCACAUUCAAUUUGCUUAUGCAGGGAUUUUGCAGGGUUGGCCAAAUGGAGCAUGCUGAGCAUCUUUUAGGGGAAAUGUUAUCUAGAGGGUUAUUUAUAAACAUUGGCACCUUUAGUUCUGUAAUUCGAUGGUUAUGCUUGCAGUCUAGGUUUGAUUCUGCUCUACAUCUUACGAAAGAAAUGUUGUUGAGAAAUUUAAGGCCCAAUGAUGGGUUGAUGACAAUGUUGGUUGGUGGACUUUGCAAGGAACGAAAGCAUUAUGAAGCCAUUGAGCUUUGGUAUAAGCUAUUCGAAAAAGGAUUUCCUGCUAACAUUGUAACGUCCAAUGCUUUAAUUCAUGGUUUAUGUGAAGCAGGUAAGGUACAAGAGGUUAUUAGGCUUCUAAAGGAGAUGUUGCAGAGGGGUUUGAUAUUUGAUAGGGUCUCAUACAAUACACUCAUUUUGGGAUGUUGCAAAGAGGGGAAAGUGGAAGAAGCUUUUAGAUUAAAGGAAGAAAUGUUUAAGCGUGGAAUUCAGCCUGAUAUUUACACUUACAAUUUGCUUAUACUCGGCAUUUCGAAUAUGGGGAAAAUGGAAGAUGCUGUCAAGGUUUGGGAUGAAAGCAAAUGCCAUGGUCUGAUUUCCAAUGUUUAUACGUAUGCCAUCUUGAUAGAUGGAUACUGUAAUGUUGAUCAAAUUGAAGAGGGUCAAAACUUGUUGGAUGAAGUGGCUACUACCAAACUGGGGCUCAACGCUGUUAUUUACAACACUCUGAUUGGAGCUUAUUGUAAAAAAGGGAAUAUGAAGAUGGCCUUUCAACUUCGUGAUGACAUGAAAAGCAAGGGCAUCCUACCAACUAUUGGCACAUAUUCUUCUCUAAUACAUGGAAUGUGCAACAUAAGUCUUCCUGACGAUGCAAGGCGACUUCUUGUGGAAAUGAGAGGUCUGGGCUUGUUGCCAAAUGUUGUCUGUUAUACAGCACUAAUUGGAGGUUAUUCUAAGUUAGGCCAGAUGGAUACAGUUGCGAGUCUUUUACAAGAAAUGUCUUCGUAUGAUAUACAACCAAAUAAAAUUACCUAUACCAUUAUGAUCAAUGGAUACUGCAAAUUGGGUAAAAUGAAAGAGGCAGCAAAACUUCUCACAGAGAUGAUUAAACGUGGAAUUGCCCCUGAUGCCGUUACUUAUAAUGCCUUCAUGAACGGGAUAUGUAAAGAAGGGAGGGUGGAUGAUGCUUUUAGAGUAUGUGAUAAUAUGAAUAGUGAAGGACUGGCAUUAGAUGAUAUUACCUAUACGACUUUGAUCCAUGAGUGUCCCUGAGGGCUGGUUGCAAAUUUCGGCAUGGAAAGUUUAUUGUUGACCAUGGGACAACAAUGAUACUUCUCUUUCUCAAAUACUGUACUGGUUGCUAAACAUCAGAGUUGCAUGCUUGCUUCUCACGCCUAGAAUGUCAGGUGCAUUUGAGCUUGAGAUUCCUGACUGAUCUGUUAGCCGCAACACGCUGAUGCUGCAGGAUGCGCAUGUGUGGGGGUUGUGAUGACUUUCUUGCAUCAUGAAGAUGAAUUGGGAGAGAACUUCUCCUGGAUGAAUAGAAGUGCCAUGUAUCACAAUCAAGUUCCUCACUUUUCUCUGCUAAAAACUGAGUUUGUUGAUGGACAAAUCUUGCACCAUUCAUCUGUUACUUGGUACGUAGAGAAGAUUUAUCAGAUAGAUUACUGUUUUCGUUAUCUGGCCAACGAGGUGGUAGAACAAUCCCCCUCCCCCUUUUUCUUGGUUGAGGGAAUUGGGAUUUUGAGGUAGGAAGAAAUAAGAAACUUCAAAGCAGGCAGUUGUUAGUUCUUCCAGAAAUACUAAAUUAGGUGUUUGUAAGAUGAUUCAUUCAUCAUGUCAUGUAAUGUCAAAGAAGGAAAUUAGAUAGAAAGAAAUAAAUAAAAAGUCAAGAAUGAGUGUGUCAGAUUGCUGAGAUUUUUGAGCUUCAACUCGGUUUUGAAACAUAAAUAAAUUUGGUACUGUUUUGUUA
Molecule: messenger RNA, 3535 nt
Organism: Gossypium arboreum
Lineage: Eukaryota; Viridiplantae; Streptophyta; Magnoliopsida; Malvales; Malvaceae
Product: pentatricopeptide repeat-containing protein At4g19440, chloroplastic
Exons: 4
Coding region: 295-2835 (846 amino acids)
Molecular function (GO): protein binding
Source: RefSeq, a predicted model, not a curated record